AUGUCGAUCCAACGACCGCCGGAGUCCUCGUGGGACUGCAUGCUUCCGGGCCCACCCUCCCGCCACAACGGCGGCUCCACCGAUCUCUCCGCCACCGGCCUCCUAGCCUACGCUGCCGGGAGCUCAAUUGCGGUCCUCGACACCCACUCCAUGCAACUCAUCACCACCAUUCCCCUCCCUCCUCCUCCAUCCUCCACUUCUCUCUCUCCCUUCAUCACCUCCGUCCGCUGGGCCCCACACCCUCUCCCCCACCACCUCCUCUCCUCCGACACGCCAUCCCACCUCCUCCUCUCCGCCGGCGACCGCCACGGCCGCAUUUCUCUCCUCGAUUUCCGAUCCAAAUCCCCAAUUCUCUUCUUCGAAACUCCCAAUUCCUCCUCCAAACUCGGAAUCCAAGACCUCUGUUGGAUCCAAACCCGAAAUUCAUGGGUUAUAGCAUCCCUCUCCGGACCUUCUCUUCUCUCUCUUUACAACACCUCCACUGGUCGUUGCUUCUUCAAAUACGACGCCACACCGGAGUACUUCUCCUGUCUCCGUCGCGACCCCUUCGAUUCACGUCAUUUAUGUGCUCUAGGCCUCAAAGGUUUUCUACUCUCAAUCAAAGUCCUCGGAGACGAGUCAGAAAACGACGUUGUUUCGCAGGAGCAUCAAAUUUCUACGGACACAUCGGAAUUGCAGAGAUUGGAGAGGGAUGUGAGCGAAUCCUCGCCGGCAUUGGUGACUUUUCCGUUGUAUAUAGUUAAAUUCGCGUUUUCGCCGCAUUGGAGACAUAUAUUGUUUGUUACUUUUCCGAGGGAGUUGGUGGUGUUUGAUUUGAGGUAUGAGGCUGUGUUGUCCUCCACGGGGUUACCAAGGGGGUGUGCGAAGUUUUUGGAGGUGUUGCCGGAUCCUAAUUUGGAAGUGUUGUAUUGUGCUCAUAUUGAUGGAAAGCUUAGUACUUGGCGGCGAAAAGAAGGUGAGCAGGUGCACAUGAUGUGUUCUAUGGAAGAAUUGAUGCCCUCAAUUGGCACAUCUGUCCCUUCUCCCUCAAUUCUUGCUGUUGUUAUCUCCCAAUCGGAAUCCACUCUCCAAAAUAUUGGGAAGCUUUGUUCUGAUGUACCUCACACAUCUUCACUUGAUGUGGAUAUUGAUAAUCCUUUUGAUUUUUGUGAUGAAUCUUCUGUCCUUUUUAAGACACAUUUGAUAUGCAUUUCUGAUGAUGGAAAGAUAUGGAACUGGCUUAUGACUGCUGAAGGGCCUGGAGAUGUUCAGAAGGCUAUAACAGACAGGGGCAUUGUUGCGGAUGUUGGUAAAUUGCCAGUUCCAGAGAUGAACUCUUUGACUGAAGUUACCUCUGGCAGUGACUCUGCACUGGAUGCAGUUAAACAAUCAAAUGAUGUGGAUAGUGGUGGAAGCUGUCCAACCAACUCCACUACCAGCCAGGAAGAGAUGUCACUUAAGAUCAGUCUAGUUGGUCAGCUUCAACUUCUUUCUUCGACUGUAACUAUGCUGGCUGUACCCUCCCCUUCUCUAACAGCUACAUUGGCACUUGCUUUGGGAACUCAAAGUGGUACAAUUGAGGUCAUUGAUGUUUCUGCCAAUGCUGUUGCUGCAAGUUUCUCUGUUCAUAAUAAUGUUGUUAGGGGAUUACGAUGGCUUGGAAAUUCUAGACUGGUCUCAUCCUCCUACGCUCAGGGAAACGAAAAGACUGGAGGCUAUAUUAAUAGGCUUGUUGUGACCUGUCUUAGAAGUGGCCUUAAUCGAACAUUUCGGGUUUUACAAAAGCCAGAGCGAACGCCCAUAAGAGCUUUAAGAGCUUCAUCGUCUGGAAGGUAUCUUUUAAUCUUGUUCCGUGACGCACCUGUAGAGGUGUGGGCAAUGACAAAGACUCCAAUUAUGCUACGAUCAUUAGCUCUCCCGUUCACGGUAUUGGAAUGGACUCUUCCCACAGUUCCACGGCCGGUUCAGAAUGGUUCUCCUAGGCAAUCAUCGUUAUCAUCCAAAGAAAUUAAAGCCAUGCCACCUGCUGGGGCAUCUUCCCCAACAAAAGCAACUUCGACAGAUUCCAAGGAAGGGGGCUCAGAUGCAUCACAGGAUGAUUCCUCCGAAAGUUUUGCCUUUGCACUGGUAAAUGGUGCACUUGGAGUGUUCGAGGUUCAUGGGCGAAGGAUACGAGAUUUCAGACCAAAAUGGCCUUCAUCUUCAUUCGUCUCAUCUGAUGGAUUGAUCACAGCCAUGGCCUACCGUAUGCCUCAUGUAGUUAUGGGGGAUAGAUCAGGUAACAUUCGUUGGUGGGAUGUGACAACUGGGCAGUCUUCCUCAUUCAACACUCACAGGGAAGGAAUUCGUAGAAUAAAGUUCUCACCUGUUGUUGCUGGAGACAGUAGCCGUGGACGUAUUGCUGUAUUAUUUUAUGACAACACAUUUGCUGUAUAUGAUCUUGAUUCACCCGAUCCAUUAGCCAAUUCGCUUUUACAACCUCAAUUUCCUGGAACCCUUGUAUUGGAGCUUGAUUGGUUGCCAUUGCGAUCGGGGAAAAAUGAUCCACUGGUAUUGUGCAUUGCUGGAGCUGAUAGUAGCUUUCGCCUUGUUGAGGUUAAUACAAGUGACAAAAGAAUUGGCAUAGGAUCCCAGCCUAGAUCUACGAAGGAGAAAUUCCGGCCGAUGCCUUUAUGUUCUCCCAUAUUGCUUCCUACACCACAUGCCUUGGCAUUGCGGAUGAUCUUGCAAUUGGGUGUGAAGCCCUCGUGGUUCAAUACGUACAAUAUAAGUAUGGAUAAGGAGCAUUACCAAACUCCAGUAACUACUUCAUCAACAGUAGAUCUUCGGGGUUAUAUGAUUCAUUCACCACCUAUUGGUGACUCUGUGGUGCCAGAGAUGCUCCUUAAGGUAUUAGAGCCUUAUCGAAAAGAAGGCUGCUUACUUGAUGAUGAGAGGGCGAGACUAUAUGCUACCAUAGUCAAUAAAGGUUCUGCGGUGAGGUUUGCAUUUGCAGCUGCUGUCUUUGGUGAAUCAUCGGAAGCACUUUUCUGGUUGCAGUUACCUCAUGCUCUGAAGCACUUGAUGAAUAAGUUGGUUAAUAAGUCUUCACAGAAAGCCCCUGUACCAGCUUCAACUCCCGAGGUUGAUGAUGCAUCUAUGCUGAGUAGGAUAACUUCAAAGGGCAAAUCAAAACGCGGAACAGAGAAACGGAAUGCAUUGAGUAAUGGUCAACUCAGGUUGAUGGCUUUUGAGCAAGAAGAGUUAUGGGAAAGUGCUAGUGAGCGUAUUCCAUGGCAUGAAAAGUUGGAGGGUGAAGUGGCUAUUCAGAACCAUGUACACGAGCUUGUCUCAGUUGGGAACUUAGAAGCUGCUGUUAGUUUACUGCUUUCCACUCCUCCUGAAAGCUCUUACUUCUAUGCAAAUGCCCUCCGUGCUGUUGCUCUUUCAUCAGCUGUGUCUAAGUCUCUGCUUGAACUGGCAGUAAAGGUUGUUGCAGCCAAUAUGGUCAGGACCGACAGGUCAUUGUCUGGCACACAUCUGCUCUGUGCUGUUGGGAGGUAUCAAGAAGCUUGUUCUCAGCUACAAGAUGCUGGAUGUUGGAUUGACGCUGCAACCUUAGCUGCAACACAUUUAAAGGGAUCUGAUUACGCUAGGGUGUUGCAAAGGUGGGCCGAACAUGUCCUCCAUGCUGAGCAUAACAUCUGGAGGGCUCUAAUUUUAUAUGUUGCGGCUGGUGCAUUGCAAGAGGCAUUAAUGGCACUUCGUGAGGCACAGCAACUAGACACUGCUGCCAUGUUUAUCCUUGCUUGUCAUGAAAUCCGUGCUGAAUUCGUCUCCAGCUUGGAUUCAGAUGGAGAAUCAAGUCCUUCAAACAAGGAAAAGCUGCUUAUCUUGCCAGGGUUGAAUCCGGACAGUGAAGAUGCUAUUGCAGUUGGUGAAUAUUUUGGGCAGUACCAAAGAAAAUUAGUGCAUUUGUGCAUGGACUCACAACCUUUUUCUGACUGAGCAGCCUCACUAUCACGGUUAUCUGUUUAUCUUUCUUUUGGAUCCCUGUGGUCUGUUCUACCACCGAUGAAAUUACGAGAGAAACAAUUCAGUGCCAGUUGAAGCAUCCCCUAUAAAAUUGAGUGAUGAAAUCACUUGGACUUGGUACACCAGUGGGAAUUUCCAGUUGGAUGAAUUUGAACAAAGUGGGCUGUGGGGAAUGUCAGGUAUAUCUGGAAAAUCUGCAUCUCCUGAGGGUGGCACAUUGUGGCAAUCCUUAUAAAAAGAAAUCAUCAUGUCGAGGCCCGUGGGUGAUGAUGUUGUGGUAGCCUUUUAGAAGAUUAUGCGAGCAACAUAAUUUUAUUUUCGACUCUUCACAUUAAAAUGCAGUUUGGGAACCAACAUUGGUUGAGAGUUGUACAUUUAUUCAAAAGGGAAAAUUAUUGUAUCCACUGUAUUUUGGGCAAAUUCUACAAUUCAUUUAUGUAAUUUUUAUCAUUUAGUAUUAACCCGGAGAGUUCAUGUAGUUCUCCCCGUUUAGGCCUCCCUUAGUCAUUGGUUCGCAACGGGUAUGAGCUAAUUCUAU
Ilex paraguariensis (yerba mate) is the source of this 4531-nucleotide messenger RNA. Lineage: Eukaryota; Viridiplantae; Streptophyta; Magnoliopsida; Aquifoliales; Aquifoliaceae. The record is from the annotation of a GenBank genome assembly.